AUGGCGACUACAAGUUUGUUACUGCAAAACUUUGAUAAAGGUUAGGAAAUUAUUAUCGGAUUUCCAUCUUUGCCUUUCGUGUUCAGUGUUUAUUUAGUAUAAUAAUAAAAUGAAAUUUAAAAAAGUUUUGCUGGGUACUGGAGCCUGAGCAGUAAAAAGAAAAAUGACUUUUUUGAAUAUCGAUGAAGAAAGUUUUUUCAUGUUCUAUCUCUCUGGCCUCCGACCACGGCUAUCAUAAUGUUUUUGUUUUCUUAUUUCGAUUCAAUUGGACCUUUGAAAGCGCCUCACGGAACGUAUUCAGGACUGAGAGCGCAGGUGUUGUCUGAGCAGUUAGCGACGGUAAGUAGCGUCGGGAAACUGUUCGACGAUCAUCCAGUGCCAGUUUUUGUGAACUCGAUCUUGGUUCGUCUGGCCGAAGCUUUCAAAGAUGGGUUCGUGUUUGCGAGGCCACCUCCUCUGCGAAAGCUCGAUGAUUUGUACAGAUCGAACGCUUUGAGAGUGGCUAUUGCUCGGGUUUUGGGUCAAUGUGGACCACAGCUCACUUUGGCGUUUUCUUCGGGCGAAAUAUUCAGACGGAUCUUGACUGUCAGUCAUGCUAAUGAUCCGGAAGCUCGUGAGAGCACCCUCGAAGUGAGUCCCAACACAUUCAUAACAGAGAGAUCGUCGUGGAAGAAAGGAAGGAAACCCGGAAUGUGACUUUUAAAAACGAAGGAUAACACGUUUUAUGUUUGUGCAAAAGCAUUCAAAGCUUAAAACACUCUUCUGAGAGAAGAAUAAUCGACUGAAAUGUUUUUUGACAGUCUCAUUCUUUUUUGGCAGAACCGGUUGAAUGAGCAAUUUUUUUAUAGCCUUCGUAAGAUCUUUUGCUGCUUUUUCUCUAAAUGUUCAACGUUUCCAAUUCAAUUCAAUCAAUUUAUUCAGUCUUCAGAGUAAGAUGUAGAAAAUCUCUGCUGAAUCAUGGUAUAAUCGAAGAGUUAGUCGUCGGUGCGGGUUACGGUCCACAACCGUUGCCCAAUAAGUCCCGGCGUGACAGCGUUGGGGAAUAAUGUGGGCCCGUUGGUAGUACCAGCGAAUAAACUGCUUCAAAUCAUUUAUUUUGUUGGUUUAGUCAUAGAUGUAUCGACUAGGCGGUGAACAAGAACUUUGAAAGCUAUAACGAACAACCGCCUUUGGCGAGCUAGAAGUCCAAACGUGUAGUCGAAAGAGUUGAAAGCAUGGUCUUACGGUCCUUCGUCUCGUCCUUCUGCGCGUAGUCCAUCCAGUUGCGCCUUGACGAGCUCAGAAUGUAGCGGAUGUUGUGCUGGAGCCCGGAGACCGUGCUCUAGGUGGAAGCCUCGGAAUGAGAGCUACCACUUCGAGUGAAGAUUUUACACGGAUUACACGGAAGCUUCACCAUGUUUCCAGUCUUAUUUAUACAGAGUUCCAAAUUUCGAAAAAAAAGGCAUAAUUUUGUGUCGCCAUUAUUCUAGGUAUGCUUGGAUUUUAGAGAGAAACAAUGAUCACAUCGUACGUAUUUUGACAGAUCCUCUCCAGCCUUGCCUUGAUAAGUCCCGACAGCAAGCAGGUAGUUCCAGCUAGAGCUGAUCUCUCUUCACACGUUCCGAUUCUCAGGCUCACCACCUGAUUUCGGAGUCGCUGACGACGAAGCACGACGGAGAGUUUCGCGCAGCGUGCGUCGCUUUGGCGUCCUUCUCCCGACUGUCGCCGUUGGUCUCUCUCAAUUCGCACCAUGAGUUGCUCGCUUUUCAGCGAGUUCGCCGAAUCUAUGAUCACACGAGUAGGGAAUCUUCUCAACGACCCGACAAUAUCCGUCAAACGCAAAAUAAAUCUGGCGAAAGUUUUGGCUUCUCAGUCGGCCAACGCGAGGACCAUGGAGGUCUUUCACUGUAUCCUUGCUUACCAAACUCCUCGAUCAGGAAGUCUUCGCCAUCAGUCGAUCCAUGGUCGACUCGAUGCCUGGAGAUGAUCUUCUAGCUGCCUUUUUAGAGGCGACGACGUCUCUUUCGAUUGAGACGCGUUACGCUAUCCCACAGCAGGUGAGGCCUUUUUUUUAAAAUGAAACUGUGCAAAAAUUACGCUUUACAUGAUCUUCAAAAGUAUUAGGUUGUCCAUAAAGAUUUUGCUGUUUUUUUUUUUACCUCACCCGAACUUCGAUUUGGGUUUGAAAUUGAACGACUACACGAGAAAACAGAAACGGGCCAUAAUAAAUUUUUUUUUUCGAGUUUGUAUGAAAAGUUAUCGAAAUUCUCGAACUGUUUUUUCUUGAUAGAGCUCCAUGUGAUCACGAAAAUUUUUAGCUUGAUUUUCCGAAGUUUUCGACUAAAUUUUUGAUUUUCCAAAGAUUGGAGAGAUAGUUUUUGUCUCCAAACGAGCAUUCAUAACUAUUGAAGGCGAAAAGACUAGAUAAAUUUUUCUCAAGGCACUUUUGUUAAGUCUUGUUUAGGUUAUAAAUUUUUUUGCCAGUUUUUCAAAUUCUAAAUAGAUGGAUUGAAUAUGUUGGCAGCGUUUCAUCGAUUAUUCACACAAUUAUUUUCAAAAAUAGAAAAAUUCAGCUCAACGUGCUGUUGACAGUACUGCAGCGUCGUUACUCUGCGAAGAACUUGUCGGCAAAAGAAAAGACUUCGACGAACUCGCCGAGCGACGCAGAAAAGCAAGAGACUCUGGCCUCGGAGGGCAGAACUUACAGCGACUACAGUGUCGUGAUCGUCCUCCAGCAACUCCGCAGACUCGCCAACCUGGCCAGUCUUUGGAACGACGAACAGAUUUCUGUCAGUUCGCUCUUUUUUGACGAAAAGAGGCAGAUCUGUGGUUCUCUCAGAGACUGUCGCGACUCCAGCCGCCAUCAUUAUCCUCAUCUGACAGGAGACUUUUGCGAGUCUACUUGGACGUCGUCAUUUCAUUGUCUAUAAACUGUGCCAAUAACCAGCUCGAUCUGAUCAAUCGUAAGGCGGCCUGCAGAUGAACAUAUUGACCGUUGCCCAGAAUUGCUGCUCCGUUCCACUUCUUUGGGCACUCUGGAAGAUGCUCAUCUCCGUAUACGGUACAUCGAAUUGGCGACUAACGUCACGUGUUCUCGGAACGGCGCUGGAACGUCGAAAGUUGAGACCGUCGAAAACGAGAAAUCAGAGGCGCCGCUCACCUCUUUGGCCCUCAUCAUUUCCGGAGCCAUGGAAGAAAAGCUACCCCUUCCGCUGGCUAAACGAGUAAGUCAAAUCGAUAUUUAUUUUUAUCAUAUAUCGUGUAGCCAAGCAAAAAAAAAGUAGGAUAGGGCUGCGGUGGAUUAUUAAUUAUUUUCCUUGGAUGGUUUGCUUUUCCAUCGAAAUAACUUUUUUUUAGAAAGAAAUUCAUCAGAGAGAAAAAUCUGGACUUGAUUUGGAAAAAGCGUCGGAAGGUGUCUUAAGUUUGAAAUUUUUGAAAACGAAGCAAAAAUCUCUCGUUUUCUGAAGUUAUCCAUGAAGAUAACGUACACAAAACUUGUUUCAAAAAAGUUAUGUUGUUAUGAUUUUGGUGGUGCAGAAGCCUUACAUAAAAUAACACGAAAAGCGGCCUUUCGUCGCAAUCCUUUUUCGGAAUCUGGGCUUCAACAUUUCUGCGAGACAUUUCCAACAUAACAAGUUCUUAAAAUUGGGACAUAACCUUGAAUGCUAUUCCCUGAAUUCUUCAAAAAAUAUGAAAGAGUCAUUCAAAAAAAGUUCAGCUCUACAAAUCGGUUGGCGAGUUUCUCCUGGCGCAAUCGCGUGUCGGAGCCGUGAAAACAGAGGCGACGACGAUGGUGAUCGACGCGCUGCUCUCGCCGUUCCUCGACAACGCCGACGUCCUGCCCAACAACGCUCCGCAGAGACUCGAACUUCUGUGCAGCCUCGCCGACCGCGACAUCAACUACGUCGCGAUGCUCCACCAGUGGGCCUUCCAGGUCCUGCAAGCCAACGUCUGACUUUCCCGAUUCUCAAUUGCGAUCGUUUUAUUGUUCAGCCGGCGGCGUUCCAAGCCAUUCCGCAGCUCUUCGCCUACCUGGCUUUGGGUAUCGGCACGGAGAUGCCCUCGACGUCCAAGUCUCCGAUUCUCUUUGACUCUGUGGUCGAUCGUUACGGCAUGGCGCGGUCGGCCCUUCGGAACGGCCAUUGGCGGCAAGUAGCUCUACCCAAUUUGAAGUCUAUCGACACUCGAGUUAGUUCUGCUGGAAAUGAUUGAAGAGAGAUUUUAUACAGAAUAUGGGCACCUUCGAAUCUAACUGGAUAGAAGCGUUGAAGGAGUUGGCGGCGUCCCAAAUAACCGAAUCUUCGUUCUCCGCUCUGAACGUCCAAAUCGCCCACCUGCAGAGAGCCUUGGACAUUUUGACGGUUGGUAGAAAAGAAAACCUAGAAGGCCUCUUUUAUGGUAAAAAGUAAUUUUGGAAAUUAUUUUGUACAUUGAGCUUCUAAUUCUUAUUUUUGUUCAAUAGGUGAGCUCACGAGUUAGAUCAGAAAAAAUUCCUCAGGAAACUCAGCUCAAAAUCCUCCGCUCAGAAAAGUUCUAGUUGGUAUGCGACCCAUUGGACAAAUUGUCCUCGAAAAUUAAAGUUUUUUUCAUUUUUUUGACUUUUUUUCAAUUUUUUUGAAUCAUUUUACUUUCCGGCCUUUUUUUGAUGUGAAGUGGCAAGUUUUAUGAAAAUUUUGAAAGAAAAAAGCUACACGAAAAAAGGGUUUAAAAAAAUGGAGAAAAGGGAAAGUUUUCCACAACUUGAAAAUUUUUUGAUAAUACGAAAAAAAAACUCUUCUUGAUGAAAUUACUCUUUUUGUGAUCUCAAAAUUAUAAAAGCGAAAAUCUAGUUUAGUGGAGUCACGGAACAAAAAACGUGGCUGAAAAAUUGAAUUUAUUUCAGAUCAUGUGUUCAAAUGGAGGCUUUUCGGGACACAGAGAUGAUGCGUUCCGAUCUCCGCGGGACCUCGUCGCCUGUUUCCUCGCCACCUCUGAAGUCUUUCUGCAGAUUGUCGCAACGAUUCAGCCAUUCUCUACAGUACUCAACGCCGCCCUCAGACCCUCCGCCUAUUUCAACCCGAUCACGGCUCGUCGCAUCAAAUUCGCGGUACCCAUCGGGAAUAUCUAGAGCUUUCUCAAGCAACUCAGUUCAGCUGCGUUUGCUAGAACCGAAAGUCAACCAAGUGCUCUUCCUCUGGUCCAAUUUGUGUCAUUCUUCGUUUGGCGCCGACGCUUGCUCCCUGGAUCUUCUCAACUUGUAUUAUUCCCGUAUCUCCGUUCUUCUCAAGGCGAUCAGAGUUUUCGUGGGACGACCAGAAGCUUCGUCGUCAGUUACUUUUAUUGGGAAUCUGAUAGUUCGGCACAGCAAAUAUAGCUACUAGCCUAAAUCACCUUAUUCUAUAGCGCGAAAAGAAGCAAUUCAGAUAUCUACCAAACCGAUAGUUUAUGAAGUACAUUUUUUGACAUCCGUGUUACUGCGCCUUAUCUUCUUUCUCUGCUUGCGUUCCUGUGUUCUUAUUUUUUAAAAAAACCAACGCCUCGAGAAAAUAAUGAGAAAAUAUUUUAGUGAGGAACAUGGACCAACAGGAGUCAGCGUGAUGCGAUUUUAGGCUUUCUGGGCUUUUAGCUGAUCACUCAAGGGAUGUCAGAGCUUCUUAAGUGUUCAUUUGUCCCAUUUACGCAAUAAGCACCACAUUUUCUGUUUUUUUAAAAAAACAUAAAAAUAUGACUUUUUCAAAAAUUUAUAUACUAAUACACUAAUCAUUUUUUUAAUCGAUUAUUUACAAUUUCAGAGCGGUUCAGUUGCAACCUUUAAAUGCGCCAAGGACGACGACACAGUUUUAUCAGGUUUAUUAGGUCUGAAACAUUCUCAGAAAAUUUGAAUUUCAGGAAACUUUGCACUGGGCGGUUAGAAAUUUGGCAAGCUUGGCCUGUGAGGAAUUCCCCAACUCUUCGGUAGAACUCAUUUCGAGCUAUUUAACAAAAGAGAAGAAUUAUCAGACGCUAUCCGCGUUCCAGUCGAUCCUCCACCAACUGAUCGUUCUGCCGAAUCUGCUCCCACGCGCCUUUUUCCAGCAGUUUUAUACGGUCGACUUCAAGGUUCCACAAAAAAGAAGUUUUUCUUUGUCGAAAGUCUUCUUCAGCUGUCUGUGACCCCACAAUCGGAGAAUGGAAAGCUCUAUGUUCCUCCGGGGCAGACGACGCCGGUUCGCGUCGACGGCGCCUUGACGUCCACACAUCCGACGUCCGUCGUCGCGAUCAUCGUCAUCGCUGACGUCUCCUUUGUGGCCAGCCACUCAGUCAAGCAUUUUCUCGUCUUGGACUUUGGUUCAAAAAAAUUGACGAAAAUAUAAUUAAAACCUUUCUUAAUCUUCUUUUUUCAUUUUUGAGCUUUAAGAAUCAACUGAAGAUGUGAGUCCAUAAUCUGAAAUGUGAACAAAGUAACGUACGCAAAGCUUUUAUAGUUCGGUACAUUUUCAGUUCCUAUAAUUUCUUAGAACUUCGAAAACUUGAAAAAUAGUUUCAACGAAUAGCUCUUGUUCUUUGUGAUUUUCCUGGAAUACCCUUUUCUCAAUAAUUUUUGUCUAAAAAAGAAUGUGGCUUCGUGAUAUCGUUGAUAUCACAGAAAGUUAUUCGCUACUUUUUUCUCCAUUUGGCCUGCGUCUUGCCUCAAAUUUUUCAGUAGCAUUGGCUUUUUUUUUUCUAGACGUUCAAAUAUCAGCCUAUUUUUAACUUUAUAGAAAACAAAAACUGAAAUUUCUGAUAACAUGAUCUUUUUUUUAUAACAAAACCCUCACAAAGUGCUCGAAAAUUCUUCAUUCUUCUUGCCUCACAAAAAGAAGUCUGCAAAAAGAAAAACUCUUGAUCAUCGGCUAAACAUUGUAAAAAUUUCUCUUACUAAGUUUUAGUUCCCCUUUUUCCGUGAUUUUGUUAUUUCUCUGUCUAGUUCUGGACUAACGCAGACUUUUUCUAUAGUCUGUUCAGAUUUUAUUUGUCAACCAGCUAACUCCGCUUCUGCUGGCACAGUGCCUAUUCGUGUCGAUUUUUUAUCCCGCGGGACAAUUUUUGAUCUUUUUUGUUUUAAAAGAUAGAAAAAGAAUUCAAAAGAUGCACCCAUAUUAAGGUUUAUCGUCAUCUGUGAUGAAAAAUUGACGCGAAGGAUAUUAUAGUCUUGGGGGAGAAGUUCGUUGCGUGACAUUCAAAAACCGAACAGACUAUAAACCCAACAAACCGCCUAGAAGAUUGAGUAUAAAUAAAAUUUUAUUCUUUCUCAUUUUUUCAGCAAAAUUUCGAAAUGCGAGUAAAAGUCGAACCGAGCGAUCGAAAUUACUUCCAUGCACAGUUUUUGAUUGAAGUCAGACAGGUAUUUUGCCAAAGCUAGCCUUGAUUUAUUCAAACCUUCCAGUCUUGCGAGGUCAAGUUCCGCAUCGAGUUCAUAGAUUCUCGACAGAAGCAGUGGAAAUCGGCAGCCACUUCAACACUGGUCAUCAACGUGAGAGAACCUCCGAACAAUCGAACAUUCUAG
This is a messenger RNA of Caenorhabditis auriculariae, 7483 nucleotides long. The record is from the annotation of a GenBank genome assembly. Lineage: Eukaryota; Metazoa; Nematoda; Chromadorea; Rhabditida; Rhabditidae.